Molecule: messenger RNA, 1335 nt
Organism: Condylura cristata (star-nosed mole)
Lineage: Eukaryota; Metazoa; Chordata; Mammalia; Eulipotyphla; Talpidae
Gene: NMBR
Product: neuromedin B receptor
Exons: 3
Coding region: 91-1299 (402 amino acids)
Biological process (GO): bombesin receptor signaling pathway
Cellular component (GO): membrane
Molecular function (GO): bombesin receptor activity
Source: RefSeq, a predicted model, not a curated record
UGUUCCUCGCGGGCUGUAAACUGUCCUGCAAGAGGAGAAAUUGAUUACGCCCAAUUCCAGCGAGUUGCGCUUUUCAGAACACUUGGGCGCAUGAAAACUCCAGUGGACUCUCCUGCAAGGGAGAUCAUGCCCCCUAAGACGCUUUCCAACCUCUACCAGGCUGUGAGCACGAAUCAGAGCGGUUUAAUCUCCGCGGUGUCCGAAAGGGAUUUCCUGCCUGCACCAGACGGGACCACCGCGGAGCUGGUGAUCCGCUGUGUGAUCCCCAUCCUGUACCUGUUCAUCAUUACAGUGGGCUUGCUGGGGAACAUCCUGCUGGUGAAGAUCUUCAUCACCAACAGCACCAUGAGGAGCGUCCCCAACAUCUUCAUCUCUAACCUGGCCGCGGGAGACGUGCUGCUGCUGCUCACCUGCGUCCCAGUGGACGCCUCGCGCUUCUUCUUCGACGAGUGGAUGUUCGGGAAGGUGGCCUGCAAAUUGAUCCCGGCCAUCCAGCUCACUUCCGUGGGGGUUUCUGUGUUCACGCUUACUGCCCUCAGUGCUGACCGGUACAGGGCCAUCGUCAACCCCAUGGACAUCCAGAAAUCGGGAGCGGUGCUGUGGACCUGCGUGAAGGCUGUGGGUAUCUGGGUGGUCUCCGUGCUCUUGGCAGUUCCUGAGGCUGUGUUUUCGGAAGUGGCUGGCAUCAGAAGCUCGGAAAAUGGCAGCUUCACAGCAUGUAUCCCCUACCCUCAGGAAGAUGAAUUGCACCCAAAAAUUCACUCAGUGCUCAUCUUCUUGGUCUAUUUCCUCAUACCACUUGCUAUUAUUAGCGGUUAUUAUUACCAUAUUGCAAAGACCUUAAUUAAAAGUGCACAUAAUCUUCCUGGUGAAUACAAUGAACAUACCAAAAAACAGAUGGAAACACGAAAACGCUUGGCUAAAAUUGUGCUGGUCUUUGUGGGCUGCUUUGUCUUCUGUUGGUUUCCAAAUCACAUCCUCUACUUGUAUCGGUCUUUCAACUAUAAUGAGAUCGAUUCAUCUCUAGGCCACAUGAUUGUCACCUUAAUUGCCCGAGUUUUAAGCUUUUGCAAUUCUUGUGUCAAUCCAUUUGCUCUUUAUCUACUCAGCGAAAGCUUCAGGAGGCAUUUCAAUAGUCAGCUCUGUUGUGGGAGGAAGACCUAUCAAGAGAGAUCACCCAGCUACCUUCUCAGCUCUUCUGCAGUGCGGAUGACAUCUCUGAAAAGCAAUACCAAAAAUGUGGUGACCAAUUCUGUACUGCUGAAUGGACACAGCAUGAAGCAGGAAAUGGCACUGUGACUUUGACCCUUCAAGUCAUCACCUGGAAAGGAUUUA